Xenia sp. Carnegie-2017 is the source of this 3135-nucleotide messenger RNA. RefSeq names its product low-density lipoprotein receptor-related protein 4-like. Gene Ontology annotation, molecular function: protein binding; calcium ion binding. The record is from RefSeq and is a predicted model, not a curated record. Gene Ontology annotation, cellular component: plasma membrane. NCBI's taxonomy places the organism in Eukaryota, Metazoa, Cnidaria, Anthozoa, Malacalcyonacea, Xeniidae.
UAUCAACUGCAGAGUACAUGGGAAGAAAGGCUACAGUGUACGAAGAAUUUAGUUUUUCGUGAUAGAAAGGAUGAUCAAGAAUUUCAAGAAUCUAUGGUUAUUCUGUAAAGCCAUUGUCUUUAGUUUAAUGCUUCUAAAAUGUUCAGCUUUGACUUGUGAUAAUAAAGGCGACUGCAAAUGUAAUGCGGCUAGCGUCGAUGGAAAAUAUAAAACCAUACUCGAGAAAUUCAUCUGCGAUGGCGAUCCAGAUUGUGACGACAAUAGUGAUGAGUUGAAUUGUGCCACUAGGAACUGCAAAGAUGAUGAGCAUAAAUGUGGUAAUGGUCGCUGUAUUAAAAAGAAUUGGUUUUGUGACAAUUAUGCAGAUUGUAAAGAUGAGAGUGAUGAGUCACCACUUCGAUGCAACUUCACAACCUGUAAAUCUGAUCAGAUUCGAUGCAACAAUGGUGUCUGUUUGCCCAACUCUUUUAAAUGUGAUAGGACUACAGAUUGCUUACAUGGUGAAGAUGAGCGCAAUUGUGAUUUUUACCGAAAUUGUUCCACCAGUGAAUUUCAAUGUAAUAACAAAAAAUGUGUCAGUAAGAAAUAUGUUUGUGAUGGUGGUGAUGAUUGUGAUGAUAACUCUGAUGAAGCUAAUUGCAAAACAUGCAGUUCAAACUCAUUCUCAUGUUCGUCUGGAGAUCAGUGUAUUCCAAAGAAUCUUAAAUGUAAUGGGAAAAAUGACUGUAAAGAUGGUUCUGAUGAGCAAUCCUGUCCAACUGUGAGUAAACCCCACUUGUUUCAAAGUGAAUUAUUCUGUGAUGGUGAAUGCAAGCUUGUCUUCAAAUGUGAUGGUGAAAAUGAUUGCGAUGAUGGUGCUGAUGAGAAGAACUGUGAUGCCAUUAAAUGUGCAAUAAGCACGGAAGUUUUAUGUGAUGAUGGCAAAUCUUGUGUUAUGAAUUACAAAUUUUGUGAUGGUAAAAAUGAUUGUCUUGAUGGAAGUGACGAGAAGUCUUCAAGAUGUGAUAAAACAGAUAUAAUAAAGACUGUUUCUUGUGAUGCCGACGAUUAUCAAUGUAUGAAUUCUUCAUCAUGCAUUAAUAGCAGUCAGUUAUGUGAUAAGAAGAAGGAUUGUCCAUUAGGAGACGAUGAGCACUCUUGCUUAAGGAGUGUUUCUUGUGCUGCUGAUGAAUACCUAUGUAGGAAUUCUUCAUCGUGUAUUAACAACAGUCAGUUAUGUGAUAAGAAGAAGGAUUGUCCUUUAGGAGAAGAUGAACAGUCUUGCUUAAUAAACGAAUGUGACUACAACAACGGAAACUGUACUCACAAUUGUCAUGAUACUAAAACAAGCUAUUAUUGCUCUUGCAAGAACGGAUUCAAAUUGUCAAAAGAUAAUAGAAGCUGUAUAGACAUUAACGAAUGUGAAAUUAUUGGCGAAUGCAGUCAGACUUGUUUAAACGCUGCUGGCUCUUUUAAAUGUUUAUGCACGAAAGGUUAUAUUCUUUCGGGUGAUGAACGAGACUGCAUUCCGGGGACAGGAAAAAGAGCAGAGUUAGUUGUUGCAGCUGGGUUGGAUAUACGAAGUAUAACGACUGAUGGCUCACACUUGAAACGUUUUGUAGAAGAAAGCACUAAAAAUGCAGUUGCAGUUGAUUUAUUUCUUGCAAAACGUUUCAUGUUUUGGGCUGAUGCCUUCUUAAACAAGAUAUUCCGUUCCAAUUUUGAUACAAGCAUUGCAAAGCCACUCGUUGUUGCGACAAUCAAUGGAUUGAAGGAUCUGGCCGUUGAUUGGAUAACAGGAAAACUUUACUGGUUAUCAACAUAUCUGCAAAGCUCAUACUUCGAUGUAGCUGAAUUAGAUGGAUCCAACAGGAAAACAAUUUUGAUUUUAAAAAUCGAUAUUCACAGUAUUGUUCUCAAUCCACUCAAAGGAUACAUUUACUGGAGUUGUAUCACUACCCCAAAGAUAUCCAGAGCUAACAUGAAUGGGAAGAAUAUAGAGGACAUUGUAACAAAUUCAAUUAGAGCCCCCACUGGUUUGACCAUUGAUUAUGCUAUUGAGAAAUUAUUUUGGUUGGAUACGAAAAAACACGAAAUUGAAUCAAGUGAUUUGGACGGCCGAAAUCGUCGACCUCUCAACAUUGGGAAUCUUCAAGAUUUGUUUGAUAUUGCUGUGUUUGGUAAAUAUAUUUACUGGACAGAUCACAUCAAGAAAACUCUCUCCGCCGCGAAUAAAUUUACCGGACAAAAUAAAUCAAUAUUAAUCUACAAUGAGAAAAUUCCUAGUUUUGUGCCCAAAAGGCUUUCAGUUCGUCAUUCUCUCUCUCAACCAUCAGGCUUUAAUCCAUGUAACAAAGAUAACGGUGGAUGUAGCCAUUUAUGUUUGAUUGUUCCCAAUGGCUUCAACUGUACAUGUCCUAAUAAUGGCUCGUUAUUGAAUGACGGAAAGAGUUGCAAAAUGGCUAUGUCAGUCAAAUCCACAGAAUUUGCAUCAACAUCAACUCCAACGUCUGAAGAGUAUUCGCAAAGUUCAGAAACAACAGCAGUGCAUUUGUUAGUUACACUUGGCGCUACUGCUGCACAGCGGAAAUCACAUAAAAAUGAUUCAACUAUUCAAAUUAUUUUCAUUACAACGGCUUGUGUUGUAGCCUGUCUUGUGAUCAUCAUUGUUGCUAUGAUUUGUUAUCGUAAGAAGAAAAAUGCUAAUAAAAUGGAGAUACAUUACAUCUCGGGCGCUGGCGAUGUUAAGAUAUUUGCACCCGAAGACCGAAAUCCAACUAAUAGUAAGAAAGAUGCAUAUAUGAAAUUUGAAAGUAAAAAUUUUGAAGAUUGGACUGAAGAUGAGGACGGCGAUCAUUUUGAUGACCAACAAGAAAGUCAAAGAGAAUACAAAACAUUUUUCCGAAUAGGUGAUAAGGAGCGGCUAGUUGCUGAGGCCGUGUAGAUAUUUUAGACAACACACCUAUAAUUCUUCGGCUUCUAAGUCUGUAUAUGGCUUGAUUUUUUAAAAUAUUUAUGAUUAAACACUAGCUAUUUCGUAUUUUCGUCGAAGAAGUUUUACAUCUUCAGAAAUACAAAAUCUCGAUGAACUCUUGUAGUAUUUCAAACUGCCAUUCAUCAUGCUUUUUAAGGCAACUGUUGUAUAUUCAAUGUAAA